Molecule: messenger RNA, 921 nt
Organism: Malassezia restricta
Lineage: Eukaryota; Fungi; Basidiomycota; Malasseziomycetes; Malasseziales; Malasseziaceae
Exons: 1
Coding region: 1-921 (306 amino acids)
Source: RefSeq, a predicted model, not a curated record
AUGAUGCAUCCUGAGACGGAUCCGGUCUUUUCGUCCUACAUCCUCGGCACGGCGGCCGACUGGCAAGAUCUAGUAUGGCGUACCCACAUACAUGAAAAGCUGAUCCCUAUCGCCGUUUUAUCGGUCGUGCAUGCUGUCCGUAUCAGCCACGGCACGCGCAUGUUGAGCGGCGGUAUCCACGGCCGACUGGGUCUGUUCCAGAGCAUCGUGCUCAACCUCAUCGUGCUUUUUGGAUCGUCAUGCCUCUUGUCCUUGUUACUCGGUAUGCCAUCGCCCCUCCUAAUGUCUCCCUUUGCGAUUGCGCUCUACACGUCUGUGCACACCAUAUUGUACGUAUCGGGGCUCGGCACGUUUUUCGUGCAGCUCCAUUCCAAGCCAUCACUCGCGCGUUGCUUUGAUCUGGUAUUAGCAUGUAUUGAUGCUGUAUGCCGUACGGAGGGUAUCGUCAGCUUGGGUCUCGUUCAGGUCCAGCGACACGCGAACCCUGUCAUUGCGUCGUCGUGGUUCGUCCAGAUUCUUGCUGGUGCGCUCGUAUCGGGUGGUAUGCCUCUGAUCGCUGCCACAUUUCAUUUACACUCGCCUAUGGGGCUUUGGCAAAUGGGCACGCCUGCAUGGGUUCAGCAGCCUUCCCGCCUCUUGCACGCAGAUCUCAUAGGCGGGGCUGUUGCCUCCCUGCUAUUACUCGUGCUUACCAGUGGACAUCUCGAUGCCAAGGUGCCGUGGAUACCGCGUCCAUCGCCUACCUUUGCACAAUGGCUUUCUUUACGGCACAAGCCCGACAUGCAUCGCGUCACGCACCUGCCAUAUCUGUCCCUACGCGAGGCUAAAGCCCUCGGCACACUCACCCUGUUCCUCUGUCUCACUCUCCCCAUUCUAUUCCGUCCAGCUGUACAAAAAGAGGCCAAGAAGGCCAAAGAAUAA